Molecule: messenger RNA, 2790 nt
Organism: Colletotrichum orchidophilum
Lineage: Eukaryota; Fungi; Ascomycota; Sordariomycetes; Glomerellales; Glomerellaceae
Product: mitochondrion organization and biogenesis protein
Exons: 5
Coding region: 1-2790 (929 amino acids)
Source: RefSeq, a predicted model, not a curated record
AUGCUCUGCUCCUGUCGCCUGAGCCCCCUGCGGCUUUUCAUACAGGGCAUUUCGCAAUUGCACAUCUCCGAACCUGUCGCCGCAGCGAGACUCCCGCAACACCUCAAGAACUCCCGUAUUCUCCAGCUCAGCCAGGCCUCAACAUUUGCAACUUCAACCGUCCAGAACCAAAAGCAUGACUGGGUGCCCUUCCAAAAAGGAGGAAAGCAGGCUACAUCAAGGGGGCUAGUCGACGAACAAGACCCAGACGACGCGAAACCGAAGCGAGAAAACUGGCAGCUCCAAAAAGAAGCCCUCAAAAAGAAGUUCCCCGAGGGUUGGAAGCCGCGCAAGCGCCUGUCCCCGGACGCCAUUGCCGGCAUCAAGGCGCUGCACGCACAGUUUCCCGAGGAGUACGACCUCAAGACGCUCGCCGACAAGUUCGAGAUGUCGCCCGAGGCGAUCCGCCGCAUCCUGAGGAGCAAGUGGCAGGCGUCGCCCGAGGAAGAGGAGGACAGACAAGAGAGAUGGUUCCGGCGCGGUGUCAACGUGUGGUCGCGGUACGCGGAGCUGGGCCUGAAGCCGCCCAGUAAAUGGCGCCGCGAGGGCGUCACGCGCGACCCGUCGUAUCACGAGAACCGCAAGGCGGCGAUACAGAGGAGGAAAGAGGAGGAGGCCACGGAGAAUGUCGGGGAGAGGCUGCAGCGGAAGCUGUCUGAUACCAUUCUAUGGUUUUCGCGGUCUUGGACACUACCGGAACUCAUUGCCCCACCUCGGCUUGUAUUCUAUACCCGCGACUGGCAGAUUAUCGGCUCGCGAUUCGACCUCCGAAGGCAGUUGUAUGACAUUACUAGUAUUGACCCUUUCGUUCUCGAGGGAGGUGAUCUUGCAGGGGUGUCUGUGGCCCGGAAGAUGUUCUGGGCCACCAACCGCAACGCGCGUUGGCUCGAGGAUAUUGCAUAUUCCUUGUCAGGACUAUUCGGCGUCGAUAUGAUACCGAUCUACGGCGAGGGCAAUGUAAACGCUUUCUUACGUCUUCAAGAGCACGUUGCAAAGACCGUCAGAGAUCCGACCCUUUUCGCCUGGAGAGGAGAUUGGGCCCAGAAGUACUCGACUUGGGAUGACUGCAAAGACCUUGUCGACUCGGGGCGACUCAGGGACUUCCUGGCAAGCAGUCCGACUGCCUUUAGUCACUGUGGAAGAAUGUUCCCCGCUUUAGGAACCGUUGAUGACAGUGGGCCAAGUUACAGAGACUUCGAUGAUGCUGAGGAUUCGGCAUGGGAGACCAGCUCUGUAGCAUCCUUUGAAUCGUCGACGACCACUUUGGUUGGAGGAUCGACUUCGACACCGGUUAGAGCAGGCUUGGGCAAUGCGAUAUCGUUCUUGUCCGAGAAUGGCAAGUUAUAUCCGCUCUUUGAGUCGGCUAUGCGAAAGCCUGGAAUUGGAUCCGACAGGCUUCGAAGGAACUUGACCCGAAUGCUGCGAUCAUUGGGGCUGGAGUUAGCAAUAGAAGCUACAUCAAAGGAAGAAGCCCUAUCCGCUGUAUUCUUCCGUAUGUACCGGCUGGCAAUUGCAUCAGGGGUCACAUCGAGAAUCGCAGAGAAGUGCCUCAAGCCUAUCGCCCUCGACCAGCCGAGGGAUAGCACCCCGGAGCUUUUUUCAGGCACUCAGCCUGAGGAAUCAAGACCUGAUGACGUCGCGCAGCUUGAGCAGGAAGACGACGACUUGGACCAUCAAGAGGACGAGGAUAUCCCCGAGGAGAAGGAGGGGGGAGCAGAUGAAUUAGACUUUGAGAGUAUCCGGGCUUUCGUCCUCUCCAGCGCGGCAUUCGAUAACAUGACGAGGAGACUUUCCGAUUUUGUCAACACUAGUUUCCGGACACAGGCUCAGAAGCUCGUCGCGAAGGUCCUCAAGGGCAAAGACAUUUUGAAUGACCAGUAUUGGGUUGACAUGAAGUAUAAGAUGCAAGUCAUCCUGACGGAGCUGGAAGAGUCGCGUCCUGAGAAUGUUGUGCUCGACAUUGAAACCACACCGAAGAGACUGGAUACAUUCCAAGCUUGGGUGGAAAUUUGGACAGAGGAGGAUUGGGAUUGGUGGCCCCUUUCGCCUCCCAAGCAUGCUCUGAGCUCGACCGAGGCGCGAAUUGGAUGGCGCUGUCCGAAGCCAAACAGCUUCGGCAAGCAACCCAACAGCAGAGGCUCCGCCGACAUCGUCGACGACACUGCGGAAUUUGGCCAAGAGUUGCGAAAGACAUACCGCGAUCUUAAAGGCUUCUGGCGAUGGUGGUUCUCGCCUUACAAUUUCUCACACUGUGAGUUUGUCCGUUUUGAAAAGUUCUGCCGCAACGGUUUCGCCUACCGCGGCCUCGAAGUCCCAAGCACAUUACAAAAGGACUACUACUACAACCCCCGACCCGCCCUCCGCGAGCCACCCGUCUCUCCCGAAGAAUUCAGCCACGUGUUUCGCUAUGCGGCCAAGAACGAAAGUGUUGUCUGGACAUCGCUCGGUCUGCCUUUCUAUGAGACCGUGGAGGCGCUGAGCGACGACACGGUCGGCUGCAUACCCCAGCGGUACCACUACCUCGAUGAGAGGAGCAAUCGCAAGGAAGACUUUUGGGGCUUGUAUAUCCGAGAACGUCGGUCCGCGCUGAUGACAUCGGCAUACAUAUUGCUGUGUCUCUCGCCGUUUUUUGCCUUUUGCUUUUUGUACCUGUUUGGAGUCAUUUCUGGGGAUAUACAGAAUGCGACGACGCCUCUGGCGCUAGCUUUGACGGCUCUUGGGCUAUUUCUCGGGUCUAUGGUCAAGUCUUAG